This is a messenger RNA of Pteropus alecto (black flying fox), 576 nucleotides long. RefSeq names its product interleukin 25 (gene IL25). The transcript has 3 exons. The record is from RefSeq and is a predicted model, not a curated record. Lineage: Eukaryota; Metazoa; Chordata; Mammalia; Chiroptera; Pteropodidae. Gene Ontology annotation, cellular component: extracellular region. Bases 1 to 576 code for a protein of 191 amino acids. Gene Ontology annotation, molecular function: cytokine activity.
AUGUACCAGGUAACAGCUGGGGGAGGAGUACCUGGAUUAGAUAGGAGCAGUUCUCUCACUGGCCUUUUCCCGCAGGUGGUUGCCUUCUUAGCAGUAGUCAUGGGAACCCACACCCUCAGUUUGCCACUUCAGAAGGAUCGUACCCACUGGCCCAGCUGCUGCCUCAGCAAAGGUCAGGACCCCGCUGAGGAGUGGCUGAAGUGGAACACUGUGCUCAUGCCUUCCUCAGAGACGGCUAGCUUCACCCACCACCCAGAAUCCUGCAGGGCCAGCGAAGACGGACCCCUCAACAGCAGGUCCAUCUCCCCCUGGAGUUACGAGUUGGACAGGGACUUGAACCGGCUUCCCCAGGACCUGUACCACGCCCGUUGCCUGUGUCCACACUGCGUCAGCCUACAGACAGGCUCCCACAUGGACCCCUUGGGCAACUCGGAGCUGCUCUACCACAACCAGACUGUCUUCUAUCGGAGGCCGUGCCCCGGAGAACAGGGCGCCCAUCAUGGCUAUUGCUUGGAACGCAGGCUCUACCGCGUCUCCUUGGCUUGCGUGUGUGUGAGGCCCCGUGUGAUGGCCUAG